Molecule: messenger RNA, 2752 nt
Organism: Pelagomonas calceolata
Lineage: Eukaryota; Pelagophyceae; Pelagomonadales; Pelagomonadaceae
Source: the annotation of a GenBank genome assembly
AGGGACUCGACCCCCGCCGCAAGAGCGACGCAGCGCACCUCAGAGCUGACUGACAGGCGUGCGCAACUCUGCCAGCCACGCAAAGCUUGCGUCGUCCCGCAGCGCUCGCCCCGCCGCCCCGCGGAGCAGUACCUGAGGAGGUGCCCCAGCCUCGCCGGCCGCCGCGCGCGGCAGACUGCGGCGCCCGCACGCCGCCAGCCGCCCGACGCGCGCGCCGCGCCGCCGCGCACCAAGCGCAACACACAAAGGUUGAACCGGGCGCCCGCGGGCCCCGCCACCACUCGCCACCAUGAGGAUCAUGAUCAAGGGUGGCGUCUGGAAGAACACGGAGGACGAGAUCUUGAAGGCCGCCGUCAUGAAGUACGGCAAGAACCAGUGGGCUAGAGUUGCUUCUUUGCUCAACAGAAAAUCUGCGAAGCAGUGCAAGGCAAGGUGGUACGAGUGGCUUGACCCUUCGAUAAAAAAGACGGAGUGGACUCGGGAUGAAGAGGAGAAGUUGUUACAUUUGGCGAAGUUGUACCCUUGCCAGUGGAGAACUAUAGCACCUUUAGUUGGUCGGACGGCGGCGCAGUGCCUCGAUCGGUACGAGCGGUUGUUAGAUGAUGCGGAAAGAGAACUAGGUGGCGGGGAAAAGCAGGACGAAGACGUGCGACGAUUGAGGCCGGGCGAGAUCGACCCCGAUCCCGAGACGCGGCCGGCGCGGCCCGAUCCCGUUUGUCGCGGCGUCCUUUGUCAUGCUUCUCGCGUCGAUGGCGUGAAGGCCGUCCGCCGAGAGUCUACGCGCCGCCCCCACGCCGCCGCCGCGCGCAGGUCGACAUGGACGAAGACGAGAAGGAGAUGCUCUCCGAGGCGAGGGCGCGCUUGGCCAAUACGAGAGGUAAAAAGGCCAAGCGGAAGGCCCGCGAGGCGCAGUUGGACGAAGCUAGACGCUUGGCUUCGUUGCAGAAGAAGCGCGAGCUGAAGGCCGCGGGCAUUUACGCGUCACGAUUAGGUGCCACGCGGCGAGGCGGCAAGUUCAUGGAUUAUGACAAGGAGGUGCCCUUUCAAAAACUCGCGCCGGCGGGCUUUUAUGAUGUGGGGCCCGAGAAGGCCGCGUCUGCUGCUAAGAGGGCUGGUCGGGCCGACGCCGACUUCGAGGCCAUUCGGUUGGACAAAUUCGAAGAACAGCGUCGGGACGAGGCUGAGAGAAUUGCGCAACGAGAUGAUAGGAAGAAGCGGGCCAAGCUCAUGAAGCAGAACUUACCCGCCGCUGUUGCUCAGUUGUCUCGGCUGAAUGAUCCCGCUAGUAAGUUGAGACGGUCGGAGCUGUCGCUGCCGGCGCCGCAGGUGACCGACUCUGAGUUAGAAGAUGUCGCGCGACUCACGGCCGACGAGCAGACCGGCGGCUCGGCGUUGUUGCUUGGUAGUAGCGAUUCCGGAGCUCAGAGGAUCGCGACGGCGGCGCGGGAUGCGCGCACUCCUCUAGUGUCGAAAGCUGAUGAUACGAUCGCGCAAGAGGCGCGAAAUGCCGCUCUCGAGAGGACUCUGCAGACGCCACUCUUGGGUGAACAUCAACCCGACCGCGAGCAGGGGACGGGCUACGUCGGCGCGACGCCGGCGCGCGCGACGCCGCACGCGACGCCUCUCUCGCUGGCUCCGCCCCCGACACCGCUGUUGCACGGUUCUGAUUUACCAGACGACGCUACUGCUUCAUCAAUGAUGCCGUCGCUGAAGCAAGCGCGGCGGGACGUGCGCGAGGGCCUGGCUGCUCUCCCAGCUCCGAAAUUUGCGUAUGAUGUGGACGUGCCCUACGCCGUUCCCGAGGAAAAGGCUGUAGAGAUGGAGCUCGAGCCGGACGCGCGCGCGGUCGACGAGGCGCGGGCCGAAGCUUUACGCCAGGCCGAACUUGCGAAGCUCGCGCGACGGUCUUUGGCCGUUCAGAAAGAUUUACCGCGGCCGCGGAACCCGCCUGCCCUUGUCGACGGCGGCGAUUCUCCGGAAGCGUUGAUCAACGCGGAGGCAGUUCGUCUCGUGCGGCGGGACGCGGCGCUCCAUCCGCUCAAGGGCGGAACGCUGACGAAUGAUGCGCCGCUGCCCGAGUUUUCCGACUACGAGCUCGCGAAGGCUCGGGCGUUGAUCGACGAGGAGGCUUCUAAACAACCACCGUACGACGACGCGGCCUUCGCGCAAGCUUGGUCCGAAUUGCACGACUCGCGGACGUAUUUUCCGACGCGGAAUGCGAUCGGACCCGUGGACGGCGCGUCCGACGCGGAACUGAUCGCCGCGUAUAAAGCGUCCUUCGAGCACACGCGCGCCCAGAUGGCCAAGGGCGCGCAGCGCGCGGCGCGCGUGGAAGGCCGCGUCGCCGAGACGUUACAACCCCUGGUGGACGAGGCCGAAUCGCUCAAGGCGAGGACGGAGAGCGCUAUCUCGCGGUUGGACAAAGCCGCGGUCGAGGCGGAGUGCUAUUUGCGGUUGUACCGGACGGAGUCGCGGACGCUGCCCGCUCGUCUCGCCGCGGCGAAGGCGCGCUGUCGGGCGCUGGACGAGCGCGAGGCCGAGCUGCAGCGCGAGUACGCGGAUCUGCUGGCGGCGCGGGGGUCGUCGUAAGGGUCGUUUAGUCUCGUCCUCGUCGAGACGGGGUGGCGAUCCGACUUUUCUUUUGUCGAUCGCCACCACCCUGCGUCGAGACUAGGCCGCAUUGAGGUCGAGGACGGGUUUUCAUGCUUUGCAGCGGCCGCGCCGCGCUCCGCGGACCACGCCAGGCCCCGAG